AAGGAUCACUGUUUCGCCUUUGAUUGUCUCGUUACCAGCUCACUGGGUGGAGUACUUGCAUUUGUCUGCCUCCUUUUCUGCCCUGGUGGUGGCUGAGCCGCUGGUUGGAGUGAUGGAAGAAGGCUUCGAUUAUUUGUUGGAAAAUGUAACCCUAUUCCGCAGCUUCUGUAUGCCUAUCCCCUAAAGAUUUAACCAACCAAAGAGAAAUAUUCAAGCUUUAGUUACCUCGGUGUCAGCUUACGUUACGACGCUGAGCACCUGCGGCUGCCUGCCCCCUCUUUCUUUUCUCUUCUCUUAUUUUCUUUUCCUGAUAGUAGCUGAGCCUCCAGUAUGUAGUAGUGAUUGGCCACGGCGCGCAUCUUUGAUUAGAAGAAUAUCGUUUUCCCGUCUCUGCGUGCCCAGUCCUUAAGGAGUUUACCAACUGAAGACGAGUAUAGAGAAUUGCCUUGGAGCUAUUAACAAGUGGUCUGAGGACACGAGGUAACGGUAUAUCGGUAUGCACGCACUCCGCCCCAUUGGCCCAGACAUAGCCCGGACAUCAUGAGAGCAAAAAAGUCACUGGUAGCCUCGCAAAAAGUACAAAUAUCUCCAACACCAGGCUCGAUUGACAGACUUGAAUUUAUGCCCAAACACAAAAUUCAAUUCCAAUGCCGAGCGCCCAAGUAUGAGGGUGAACAUCGUCCCAGAGCAGACUUUUCUGCCGUUGCAGUCAGUGACGCUCGGCCGGUUGACCACUAGUUAUGAGCACCCGCAUCAGAAUUACCAUGAUCCUCCUGCUAGCCAACCCAAUAUCCUACUUUCGGACCGCAGCACGUAUGCCGGCGAGCACCUUAUAGGCAGCGGUUCUAACUUCGGAUCGACUCUUACAUCUUUGAUAUCUGCUCGUUUUUCAAAGCAAACUAAAUCAAAGAUCCGUGUUACCGCGGACCAUGUCAAGACGUAUACCCUUGACAAUUCUGACAGUUGGUUUGAGGAAGCAACGCACUUACCGGCCACUCAAUCUUGGGUUGAGCGAGCGAUCGACCGAGGUUACGACAUCUAUAUGAUUGUUGGUUAUCAUACCAUCACGAAUGCCAGACUCAGUCAAGAAUCGGUCGCCGAGAAAAGUGUCGGCGCUCAUAUCGAGCUUCCAGUCAGCUUGUCCCUUGCCGCUACUGGAGUCGUUGUGCCGAUCGGAGACAUAAUUGACCCUAUCGCAACCCUUCAUCAGCAGGGUUUGGAUAGAGCGCAGUCGCAGUUUGUGACCUCCGGCGAGCAGGUUUGCGCAAUCGAAUACCGCAAAGUACGCUACCAAUGGCUCUCGAGCAAGCGUAUCGAAAAGUCCCGAUUGUCGAAUGUACGUCAGUGGCCAUCAAGGGAGAGAGCAAGGGAUGAGGAGGACGGAGAAGACGACAUCAUCGAUGUAGACUUAACGGAGGUGCAGGACCUGGAUGGGGACUGGGAUACAGAAACCGUGGAUAACAAAAUCCUGUUUAUACGUUCAUUUGACAAGUAAGGUCUACGAACGCCUGUUUCUAGUAGACUCGAUGGGCAUUGAUUCAAUAGCCUAACUAAGCAAAAUAACUUGCGCGUAUGGAAUUGUCUGCCUUAGCUGUACAUGGACUCGGGAGUUGCUCGUAUAAAAGCUCGAGCUGGUCCCAUACAUUUGCUACAUAUCUCGUGAUUGCUGAAACUUGAUUUCGACGUCGGAUUCCCAGUCGACUUAGGGCGUAUAUUAGGUACCUAAUAACUGUAGGUCUCGAAAAUUUGAAAUGGAGGGUGGAGGCAUAAGGGAACGGGGUGACUAUAUCAUCGCUCAAACUCAAAAACUCCGAGGGAUGGUUACCCUGUAAGACUGUAAGGGGCUGUGGCUGUAGCUGAGGCAGAUAGGAGGCUAUGCGGUGUGGCGGUGCGGGAUGCAGCCAAUCAAAUGUAUAGGUAGAUACUGUGG
Messenger RNA from Daldinia vernicosa, 1930 nucleotides. RefSeq lists its product as uncharacterized. The record is from RefSeq and is a predicted model, not a curated record. The coding region runs from base 665 to 1495 and encodes 276 amino acids. Lineage: Eukaryota; Fungi; Ascomycota; Sordariomycetes; Xylariales; Hypoxylaceae. The transcript has a single exon.